AAAAAUGAAGAAAAUAAAAGUGACAAGACGUUGCCAAAUUGCGUGUGUAACCAAACCAGAGUAGACAUCAUUUUUCAACACAGAAUUUUCUCUUCGGGACGGUACCUCUUUACCAAAUAUUUUUUGAUAGAGUUGACCAAUUGAUUUUUCUUGCAUUGUUUGGGCAACAUCUGGAAACUCUUAGAAUCCUCCAAAAAAAGGUAAACAAUGAAUGCCAAACGAACCAAGUACGCGACAUUGACAACAACGACAGCAAAUGGCACCAUUAAAGAAGAGGUCGUUCCUGUGCUGAUACACGACCCUAGCUCAGGCGAGGAGCCCCAAUAUGCCUAUGCUACAUUUGCCACAACAGAGGAAGCUGAGGCGGCCGUGGCUUCCCUGAAUAGCCAGAGACAUCAAACUGAAGUGAUUCAGGAAACACAGGAGGUGAUUAUCGACGAACAUGGUCGUCCCAUAGCCAUACACCAGGUCAUUACAGAAGAUGGUGGCUCAGUUGAAGAGGUGGAGACCGUGGAGGAUGAUGGAAGUCACACAAUACUGCACAUUGUACCCACUGGCACAUCGGAGGGUGGCCAUGACGAUAGUUUGGGCAGCACCGAGGAAUAUGAAAUCACUGAUGCUGGCCUCACCGAAAUCAUUCACCGCAAUAACAAAACCUUUUACUGUCCCAACUGUGGUAACUGUUACAGUGCUGCAGGCUCGCUUAAACUCCACAUGAGAGCAUGUAUGCGCCAAAAGACAGAAGUCCCCGAAGACCAAAGGAAGUGUAAUAUAUGUAAUCGAGUCUUCAAUUCGGUUAGUUAUCUUAAAGAACAUAUGUUGCGACAUACGGGCGAGGGACCAAAACGUUGCCAACGCUGUUAUCGCAAAUUCAUCGACGAAGAAAAGUACAAAGCCCACAUGGAACAGCAUAAACACCAAGACAAGCUGGAAGCAGAGGCCGCAGCAUUGCAGGUCGAACAUGGAUUCAAAAAAAUGGUGGUCAAAGAAUACACAUGCUCGUUUUGUUCGCAGAACUUCACAGUGGCCUUUGAGGCGGGACAAGUUAAGCGUCGCUAUGCCUGUGAUCCCUGCCGCGAGAAAUUUUCCAAUGCCGAAGUGUUGAAACAACACAAACAGAUGGUCGAUGAAAAGCGAGAAUUCUCCUGCGAACGUUGUGGCCGUAAAUUCGUGUUUGAGGGUUUCCUGCAGCGUCACAUCCCCACAUGUGACGGUACCAUCAAACGGCGACGAGAUUUAAAGUAGGCCUAGCAGAAGUUGUAUUUUUUCAUUUGUAUUUACUCUACAAAAAGAUAUCUAUAUUUGAAAUUCUUUUUUAAUUACAUAUAUAAGAACCUCUCUCUUUUUAGCCACUGCUACUGAUUUGUAACAGAACAUCAUUUAACAAAUAGCACUUAGCUUUCGUUUAAACAUAAUUAGUUUUGUUAUGGUGCUCAUUUUUAAUUAUUUAGGAAUUUGGACAAUUUUUUGCAAGAUUCAGUUUUAAUUUUUCUAUGAUUGUAAUAGAAUGUUAUGAAAUAAAUGAAAAAAACUA
This is a messenger RNA of Musca domestica (house fly), 1534 nucleotides long. Its product is annotated as zinc finger protein 260. The transcript has a single exon. The record is from RefSeq and is a predicted model, not a curated record. Lineage: Eukaryota; Metazoa; Arthropoda; Insecta; Diptera; Muscidae. Bases 208 to 1245 code for a protein of 345 amino acids.